Messenger RNA from Anneissia japonica, 3818 nucleotides. Its product is annotated as coatomer subunit alpha-like. Gene Ontology annotation, cellular component: COPI vesicle coat. The coding region runs from base 138 to 3806 and encodes 1222 amino acids. NCBI's taxonomy places the organism in Eukaryota, Metazoa, Echinodermata, Crinoidea, Comatulida, Comatulidae. The transcript is spliced from 24 exons. Gene Ontology annotation, biological process: intracellular protein transport; endoplasmic reticulum to Golgi vesicle-mediated transport; intra-Golgi vesicle-mediated transport. The record is from RefSeq and is a predicted model, not a curated record. Gene Ontology annotation, molecular function: protein binding; structural molecule activity.
UGAAUGACGUGGAGAAGGAGGGUUGCUGUUUCUUAAAGUGCUGGAGGUCAGCAAAGUUACAUUUAAAAUUCCUCAUAUAAAAAAAAACAAUAUUGAUAUUUUAAUUAAUAUUUGGAUUCCGUAUAGAAGAAGAGGAGAUGCUCACAAAAUUUGAAACUAAAUCUGCAAGGGUGAAAGGCUUGUCCUUCCAUCCCAACCGUCCAUGGAUCCUAACCAGUCUGCACAAUGGUGUCAUCCAGCUGUGGGAUUACCGUAUGUGUACGCUUUUGGAGAAGUUUGAUGAACAUGAUGGCCCUGUGCGUGGCAUCUGCUUUCACAACCAACAACCUCUCUUUGUCUCAGGAGGAGAUGACUACAAGAUCAAAGUUUGGAACUACAAGAUGAAAAGAUGUCUGUUUACAUUGCUUGGACAUCUGGACUACAUUAGAACUACCUUUUUUCAUCAUGAGUAUCCAUGGAUAUUGAGUGCUUCUGAUGAUCAAACAAUUAGGAUCUGGAAUUGGCAAUCCAGAGGAUGUAUCUGUGUCUUGACAGGUCAUAAUCAUUAUGUCAUGUGUGCAAAUUUUCACCCAACUGAGGAUCUUGUUGUGUCUGCUUCUUUAGAUCAGACUGUGCGUGUCUGGGAUAUAUCAGGCCUCAGAAAGAAAAAUGUUGCACCAGGCCCUGCUGGCCUAGAUGAUCAUCAACGCAACCCAAUCACCCCAGAUCUUUUUGGCUCAAGUGAUGCUACUGUUAAGCACGUCUUAGAGGGUCAUGACAGAGGUGUUAACUGGGUCAGUUUCCAUCCCACAAUGCCUUUAAUUGUAUCUGCAGCUGAUGACCGUUACGUUAAGCUGUGGAGAAUGAAUGAUGCCAAGGCCUGGGAGGUGGAUACCUGCCGAGGCCACUACAACAACGUGUCAUGUGUACUCUUCCAUCCAAGACAGGAAUUGAUCAUCACCAACUCUGAGGACAAGAGUAUUCGUGUUUGGGACAUGUCAAAACGCUCGUGUCUGAACACAUUUCGACGGGAACAUGACCGCUUCUGGGUCGUCAAUGCCCAUCCUACUCUCAACUUAUUUGCAGCUGGACAUGACAGCGGUAUGAUAGUGUUCAAGUUGGAGCGCGAAAGACCAGCCUACGCUGUGCAAGGCAACCUGCUCUACUACGUCAAGGAACGAUAUCUCCGUCGUUUUGAUUCCACGACAUCCAAGGAUGUUCCUAUGAUGCAACUACGUGGUGGAAGCAAGGGAACAAUUGUUAGCAUGUCAUACAAUCAAGCCGAGAAUGCCAUCCUUGUGAUUACACGAACACCUCAAGUUGAUAACAGCACCUACGACUUGUAUCAAGUUCCAAAGAAUGUUGAUGCUUCUAGCCCUGAUGCUCCAGAAGGUAAAAGGUCAUCAGGUAUAAAUGCUGUGUGGGUUGCAAGGAACAGAUUUGCUGUACUUGAUAGAUCCCAUGCUGUUAUCAUCAAGAACCUGAAAAAUGAAGUAACAAAAAAAGUUGAAACUCCUGCCUGUGAUGAAAUCUUCUAUGCUGGAACUGGGAUGUUGUUGCUAAGAGAUGCUGAUGCAGUCACGUUGUUUGAUGUUCAACAAAAACGCAGCCUUGGCUCGGUUAAGAUCUCCAAGGCUAAAUACGCUGUUUGGACAUCUGAUAUGACCCAUGUUGCUCUGCUCAGUAAACACACCAUUGCCAUUUGUAACCGCAAGUUGGAGUGUCUCUGCACGAUUCAUGAGAACAUCCGAGUGAAGAGUGGGGCUUGGGAUGAGAGUGGUGUCUUCAUCUACACUACAAGUAACCACAUCAAGUAUGCCAUCACUAAUGGUGACCAUGGUAUCAUCAGAACACUAGAUGUCCCCAUUUACAUCACACGUGUCAAAGGUCAGAGUGUGUAUUGUCUUGAUCGUGAAUGUCGUACACGGGUACUUACCAUCGACCCAACCGAGUUUAAAUUCAAAUUGGCGUUGAUUCAUCGUAAAUAUGAUGAGGUUCUACACAUGGUACGCAACGCCAAGCUUGUGGGACAGUCAAUCAUUGCUUAUCUACAAAAGAAGGGUUACCCAGAAGUUGCUCUUCACUUUGUCAAAGAUGAGAAAACUCGCUUUGCACUUGCCUUGGAAUGUGGCAAUAUCGAGGUUGCCCUUGAUUCAGCCAAAGCGCUUGAUGACAAAGCAUGCUGGGAAAAGCUCGGAGAAGCUGCUCUGCUCCAAGGAAACCAUCAGGUUGUAGAGAUGGCCUACCAGCGAACUAAGAACUUUGACAAGCUCUCAUUCCUCUACGUCAUCACCGGCAACAUGGAGAAACUUCGCAAGAUGAUGAAAAUUGCUGAGAUCAGGAAAGAUACAAGUGGACAGUACCAGAACGCCCUCUAUCUUGGAGAUGUUGGUGAAAGAGUCAAAAUCUUGAAAAACUGUGGACAAAAAUCUCUUGCGUACCUGACAGCUGCUACACAUGGCCUAGACGAGGAAGCAGAAGAGCUUAGGGAAGAAUUUGACCCAGAGACUGAAAAGAUUCCUGAAGUAGAUCCUAAUGCUGAGCUUCUUCAGCCAUGCCUUCCGGUGUUGCAGUCGGAGGAAAACUGGCCUCUGCUGACAGUCACCAAAGGUUUCUUUGAUAGUUCUAUGAAGAAGGGGGGUGCUGCCACUGCAAUGGAUGCUGAUUUUGGUGCUGCUGACGAUGGCGGUGAAGAUGGCUGGGGUGCUGAUGCUGAUUUGGAUGUGGACGAGUUUGGCGGUGACGAUGGACUGAUGGUUGGCGAGGAGGAUGAACAAGGUGGAGGAUGGGAUGUUGAUGAUGAUGAACUCGAUUUGCCUCCAGAUCUUGAUGUUGGUCCCAUGCCAGGAGGCGGUGAUGAAGGUUUCUUUACUGCUCCUACCAAAGGAAUGAAUCAAACACAAGUUUGGACCAGUAACUCGCAACUUCCAGUCGAUCACGUCUUGGCUGGGUCCUUUGAAACUGCCACCAGGCUUCUACAUGACCAAGUGGGCGUGGUGGAUUUCACACCAUAUAAGCCGCUGUUUAUUCAGACAUUUGCCCGUAGUAGAACCUGUUACAUGGGUCUUCCCAGCCUUCCACCCCUCUUUGGAUACCCACAUAGAAAUUGGCGUGAGGCUGGUGCUAGAGCUGGGAUGGCAGCUGUUGGUUUGAAAUUGAAUGAUUUAGUUCAGCGUUUACAGCUUGCCUACCAAUGCACAACGCAGGGAAAGUUUGCAGAGGCCGUUGACCGAUUCCGAUCAAUAUUGUUAAGUGUUCCUCUACUGGUUGUUGACACAAAGCAGGAAAUUACAGAAGCUCAGCAAUUAAUAGGAAUAUGCAAAGAAUACAUCUUAGGUUUAUCAAUGGAAAAGAAAAGAAAAGAGAUGCCAAAGGGAGGUGGAAUAGAAGCCAUGAAGAGGAAUUGCGAAAUGGCAGCAUACUUCAGUCAUUGCAACUUACAACCAGUCCAUCAAAUCCUGACAUUAAGAACUGCACUUAAUCUCUUCUUUAAAUUGAAAAACUUCAAAACAGCAGCUUCUUUUGCUAGACGUCUUUUAGAGUUAGGACCAAAACCAGAAGUAGCCCAACAGACAAGAAAAAUACUACAGGCCUGUGAGAAGAAUCUGACAGAUGCUCACAAGUUGAACUAUGAUGAACACAAUCCAUUUGACAUCUGUGGGAGCAGUUACCAACCAAUCUACAGAGGAAAACCUGUUGAGAAAUGUCCGCUGAGUGGAACAUGUUAUCUUCCAAAGUUCAAAGGUGAAAUUUGUAAUGUAACCCUAUGCACUGAAAUCGGUAAGGACACAAAGGGUUUACGCAUCAGUUUGCUACAAUUCCGCUAAUUAAUGUAAAAA